UUAUAUACACGAUUAAUUAUAACUACUUUUGAGAGAUUUUCUCAUUUCGGAUUCUGAUACAUAUAUCUGAAUGCAUUAUCGCAACUAAUUUUUGAAAUAUUUUCUCAAUCGGAUUUACUGAUAACGUUUGAUUUCAAAUUUCUGGCUUCAAUAAAAGGAUAUUUUGAUGCUAUUUGAUGAUCGUUAGGCUUUCUGUGCUGUCUAUUCCCCGUCUGAAUAAGGAUUCUAUCAAUGGCAACCGUUACAGCUUCGCACUUUUUAUCAACAAGCUCACAUGUCAACAGUGGAGGAAGUUUGGGUUCAGAAACUAAAACAACCUUGGCCCAGAUUGGCCUAAAGAAUCAAACACACAGUGGGCUAAGAUGUUUUAACAAGGUGGAUAUGCUACAAGUGAGUGCCAAAGCAAAAGCAUCUUACAGGCAAGUUCAAAGAAAGUUGCCAAAAGCUGUGAUUGACAGGCCAUCAGGAGUCAUAGUAUGUGGUAGUGGGAUGAAGUUGGUGUAUGUCGGGGUUGAGAUGGGUCCAUGGAGCAAAACUGGUGGACUUGGUGAUGUUCUUGGUGGAUUGCCACCAGCCAUGGCAGCCAAUGGGCACCAAGUUAUGGUAGUGGCUCCACGCCACGAUCAAUACAAAGAUGCAUGGGAUACUAGCGUAUUUGUUGAGAUUAAACUUGGAGAUAGAAUUGAAACCGUGAGAUAUUUCCAUUGCUACAAACGUGGAGUUGAUCGUGUUUUUGUGGAUCAUCCAAUGUUCCUGGAGAAGGUGUGGGGAAAAACUGAAUCGAAGAUUUAUGGCCCUAAAACUGGAGAUGACUACAAAGACAACCAAUUUCGAUUUGCCUUGUUUUGCCUGGCUGCUCUUGAGGCUCCCAGGGUUCUGAAUUUGAGCAACAGUAAAUAUUUCUCUGGGCCAUAUGGGGAGGAUGUUAUCUUCGUUGCCAACGAUUGGCAUACAGCUCUUCUUCCUUGCUACCUAAAAUCCGUGUACCAAUCUAGGGGGAUCUACAAAAAUGCUAAGGUUGCUUUCUGCAUUCACAACAUUUCCUACCAAGGCAGAUUUCCCUUUUCAGACUUCUCGCUUCUCAGUCUGCCUGAUCAAUUUAAGAGCUCGUUUGAUUUUUUUGAUGGAUACGAGAAACCGAUUAAGGGAAGGAAAAUUAACUGGAUGAAAGCUGGAAUAUUAGAAUCUCACAGAGUCCUAACUGUGAGCCCACACUAUGCCCAAGAACUUGUUUCUGGCGAAGCAAAAGGUGUUGAAUUGGAUGGCAUCAUUCGUAAGGCCGGGAUAACUGGUAUUGUGAAUGGCAUGGAUGUCCAGGAAUGGAACCCUUCCACUGACAAGUACAUUGAUGUCAAAUAUGAUGCAACAACCGUUAUGGACGCGAAGCCUCUAUUGAAGGAAGCUCUUCAAGCGGAAGUUGGGUUGCCUGUCGACAGGAAUAUCCCCCUCAUUGGUUUCAUUGGUAGACUAGAAGAACAGAAAGGCUCAGAUAUUCUGGCAGCGGCCAUUCCUGAAUUUAUUGGAGAGAAUGUUCAGAUAAUAGUCCUUGGAACUGGGAAAAAGCAUAUGGAGAAGCAGCUUGAAAUGCUCGAGAUUAUGUAUCCUGAUAAGGCUAGAGGGGUGGCGAAAUUCAAUGUCCCCUUGGCCCACAUGAUUAUUGCUGCUUCUGAUUUUAUUUUGCUCCCGAGUAGAUUUGAACCUUGUGGUCUCAUUCAGUUGCACGCGAUGAGAUAUGGAACGGUGCCCAUUGUUGCAUCAACUGGUGGUCUGGUGGACACCGUCAAAGAUGGUUAUACUGGAUUCCAAAUGGGAGCUUUCAGCGUUGAUUGUGAAGCUAUCGACCCAGCUGAUGUAACUGCAAUAUCAACCACAGUCAGGAGAGCACUUGCAACCUGUGAUACCCCUGCCUUGACAGAGAUGAUCCAGAAUUGCAUGGCGCAAGAGCUCUCCUGGAAGCAACCCGCCAAGAACUGGGAGAAGGUGCUGUUGAGUUUGGACGUAGCUGGCAGUGAAGCUGGAAUGGAAGGGGAGGAGAUCGCUCCACUUUCGAAAGAAAACGUUGCCACUCCCUGAAGCCUGUAAUAUAUUCAGCUGGCUUCUACCUCGAGCUCUACAAGUACACCAACGUAUCAAGUGAAUUACCAUGACAUUUGGCAGUUGUCGUGAUCUGCAAAGACUACUGAUGGGAGAACUCUGGAUUUUUUUUUUGAAGAUGUGUUUUUUUGUGGGUGAAUGUUCUUGUAGGUGUGAGGUAUGGUACUACUGGUGGUAACUAACAAAUGCGGGCUUUGUUAUAAAGGACUAGGACAUAAUUUCCUUCAAUCAUUAUGUACAUAUAAAUAAAAUUCAUGAAGGCUUUUUAUUAGGAGCUUUAAUUCCUCUA
Messenger RNA from Cornus florida, 2383 nucleotides. RefSeq names its product granule-bound starch synthase 1, chloroplastic/amyloplastic. Lineage: Eukaryota; Viridiplantae; Streptophyta; Magnoliopsida; Cornales; Cornaceae. The transcript has 14 exons. The record is from RefSeq and is a predicted model, not a curated record. Gene Ontology annotation, molecular function: alpha-1,4-glucan glucosyltransferase (UDP-glucose donor) activity. The coding region runs from base 232 to 2073 and encodes 613 amino acids.